AUGGCUGAAGCAGGAGAGGUUCAUCAGGAAAGUCGAGCUAAAUGGCCAAUUAGUGCUGAUGAUUAUGAUCUUGAAGAAGUGAUUGGUCGAGGAGCUACAGCUGUUGUUCAAGCUGCUUCAGUGAAAAAAACUAAAGAGCGUGUUGCGAAAGAAAUACAAGUAAUGAGCCAAUGCCAACAUGAAAAUGUCGUACGAUUUAAUACGUCAUUUGUUGUUGGAGAAGAAUUAUGGCUGAUCAUGAAAUUAUUAGAUGGAGGUUCAUUACUUGAUGUCAUACGUUACACGAUGCAACGUGGUAAUUGUCGUAAUGGGGUACUCGAUGAAGUUGCUAUCGCAACUGUUUUACGAGAAGUUAUUAAAGGUUUAGAUUAUUUUCAUUCGAAUGGUCACAUUCACAGAGAUAUUAAAGCUGGAAACAUCCUAUUGGGUACUGAUGGUAGUGUGCAAAUUGCUGAUUGUGGCGUUAGUGCUUUCAUUGCAUCAGGUGGAGAUAUAACACGAGACAAACAACGACAUACAUUUGUUGGAACGCCUUGUUGGAUGGCACCUGAAGUUAUGGAACAACACCCGACUGGUUAUGACACCAAAGCAGAUAUAUGGUCUUUCGGUAUAUUAGCAAUUGAAUUAGCAACGGGUACAGCUCCUUAUCAUAAAUAUCCUCCAAUGAAAGUACUAAUAAUGACUUUACAAAAUGAACCACCUACGUUAGACAUGUGUGAAGAAGAUCGUGACCAAUAUAAACAAUAUAGCAAAACCUUUAGAAAGUUAAUUGAACAAUGUUUACAAAAAAAUCCUGCUGAUCGUCCAACAGCUAAACAACUAUUAAAACAUGAUUUCUUCAAAAAAGCUAAAGAUCGUUCUUACAUCGCAAAAUAUUUAGCAUUGAAAUUUCAAGAUCGAAAGAAAAUGGAAGAAAAAACAGUUAAUCGACGUAAACCAACUUCUGUACGUGCUGUACGUGUUAGUGACAGUGGAGAAUGGAAAUUUAGUAGUGGUUCAGACGAUGAAAAUACAAGUGGAAGUGAAACGCCAUCCAGUGAUGAUCCAUCACAUCAAAUAAAAAAAUCAGAAAAUGAAACAGUUAAAAAUAAGGAAGAUUUAAUUGAAAAAAAUGAACCGACAACCAAACCAAGUCAGUCAUCGAAUGAAGCACCAAUACCAAUGGCUUCAGAAGAAGUCACUGCUACAAUUAAAGAACUAACGAUUAAUGAUCAUCAAGUACUAAAAUUUACUCUGAGAAUACGAAAUUCACAAGGAGAUUUACAUGAUAUUAAAUUUGAAUUCAAUAAAGCAACUGAAACUGUGCCUGAUGUUGUUUCGGAAAUGGUGUCUGCUAGUCUAAUAGAUGAACGAGAUGCACAACCUGUUACUUCUACAAUGACGAAACUCGUGGAAACUCCAUCACUUAGUACUGCAACAUUUGCUCUAAAAUCUCAUGUCGAUCCCAAUCAACCACCUGAUGAUAAAUUACUUAUUGGCUUUGCUCAACUUUCUUUGAACACUUGA
Messenger RNA from Rotaria socialis, 1506 nucleotides. NCBI's taxonomy places the organism in Eukaryota, Metazoa, Rotifera, Eurotatoria, Philodinida, Philodinidae. The record is from the annotation of a GenBank genome assembly.